Molecule: messenger RNA, 2109 nt
Organism: Periconia digitata
Lineage: Eukaryota; Fungi; Ascomycota; Dothideomycetes; Pleosporales; Periconiaceae
Source: the annotation of a GenBank genome assembly
UCUGUUCAGCCGUCCUGCUUGUUGUGUUUGAACAUCACUCGUCCACGGAAUUUGAGAAGAUACUUGGCCACAACUGCGUCUGUCCGAACAUUCAAAUCGGCUGGCUCAUAUUACAUCAUGAGUGAGAAGAGGAAGCGUCGGAGCGCGUCAUCCCCAAGCCCACUCGGCACCGCACGCAAACGCGCUCGUGAUGAUUCCUCGACGGGUUCCAACAAACCUGUAGCAAAAGAUGGGCUUGCUACAUCUAGGGACUGGAAAUUUCGUAUUAAGGUCUUGUCAACACAGGGUUUUGAUGAUGACGAUGUCGUCGCAGAAGCCGUUCAGGGACUAAUCGACUUAUGCUUCCCUGAGUCCGUGUUGAAUGAACUAGGUGUCGACGUUGUCACCCAGCAUAUGAUGCAACAAUCAGCUCCCGCCUCACAAAUUGACAAGAUGCGAUGCACUUUCCAAUCGUCAAUGGUGGAUAAGGUUGCUUGUAUGCUCGCAACAUAUCUAGACGAUAAUUCGAAGUACGAAUCAGCGCUUUCUGUCCUCGUUAAUCGAAUACAAGAGCUUCAUGGGUACUCCCCCCGUCAUAUGUCAGCUACAGCGGAGCCUGGUGAUCUUAUGGCACUGUCAGAAUCGAACGUUACAACGGUUGCGACCGUGGAACACUCUGGUGAUCUGACUAGAAGCAACGAAUCCAAUGAGCAAAGCUAUGAAAGACAGGGAAACUACCCAACUGGUCACUUGAAUCCACAAACAGAGUCCGAUAGUACCGUUUCCACGCUUACUGUCGAGCGACCCAACUCUUCCAUAGCUACUGCACCAGAUACAAGCAAUGCCCAACCUAUCAGGGUUACAAAAGUGUCAAAGUCAUGGCGAUGGGAUGUUGAUCCCAACGACAUCACGGUUGAUACUAUACCAGAUCAUUUCCAGAAGAUCGGCGAUCUCUUUGCGUAUCAUGCGUUACCUGUUGUCAAUCUCGAACUCGGACAAGAGGCGACGAGAAAGGAUAAAUUGAAAGCCAUGAACUCCCGCUUGGCCGCAAUGUCACGUCAAGAGCGCAAAGAAUGGGAUGAAAGUUUCCAAGAGUUACGCAAUGGAGAUCUCACUAUUCUCCGUCGCUCCUCGGCAACUAUCCCCCGUGAGGAUCAGAAUUACCGUACUACUCCAGCUCCGGCGACUCUUCACAAACGUCGAAAGCGUGAUAACUUCGAAUCAAAAGUCAGAUCAGACAGUAAUCAGAACAGCGGCACAAGUGGAGAGGAGGAAUCAGUCCUUGUCGCUGGUCAGGAGCACAGGAAAGUAAAAGCUGAGAGUAUUCCCGAUGAUGAGCCAUCUCACGCUCGAAUGGAGAUAAUUCGGCAUGAUCAUGGUGAAGCCAUUCGAAAUAACUCUGAUUCUAACUUUCUAACCUCUCACUCGGCGUCAACACCACAUUCUAAAACGCCUCUGGUGGACCUGUUGUGGGGAGAUUUGGACCUGAGUCACCGAAAAGCCGCAGAUAAAGCAAGUAUGAUGCUCAAGGAGAUCAAUAAGCGAAUCACCGUCAAUGCCAUAGAGUUUCGGGAGUUUAAUGGCCACAUGCGCUAUAUCUCAAAGCUUGAGCUUGCGAGUGAUCUUUGUGGGGUCUUUUCAUCGAUAUCUGAUAUGCCUGUGAGGCUACGCAUAGAGGAAUGUGUGCUCUCCUGGGCUGUGGCUUAUCCCCGCUGUUUUCCUGAAAUUCGGGACGCCCCGUUUUUAUUCAUUCAUCAUAUGCCGAAUGUCACUGAUGUCAUGGAUCUUGUAUGGCAAGCCCAUCGCGACAUACUAUCGAGACUCACAAGUGACAUCUUGCCUGAAGUUUGCGCGAGCUUAGAACGACGCGGAAUACCCCAGGAUAUUCUUUGCGGUCGACCGUUGCAAUCAUUUCAGAGCCGCCUCAAAUAUGUACUUGCAAAUAGUAGCAUGUAUAUUGUUGAGCAGCGCGCCCAUAUCGAACAGGCCCUACGCGAAAUCGCUUUUAAACACAAGGGCAAAUUCCCAGAAUUAUCUUCGACUGUGUUGACCAAGACUUGGGAAAGGAAUACUGGCUGCAAGUGGUCGUAGAAGCAGGGGAAAGCAGGUUCGUUUGAUUUAUGUAUCCAU